Messenger RNA from Hipposideros armiger (great roundleaf bat), 7320 nucleotides. It is a transcript of the gene SEC24A, whose product is annotated as SEC24 homolog A, COPII component. The transcript has 22 exons. Gene Ontology annotation, biological process: endoplasmic reticulum to Golgi vesicle-mediated transport; intracellular protein transport; COPII-coated vesicle cargo loading. Bases 1330 to 4479 code for a protein of 1049 amino acids. The record is from RefSeq and is a predicted model, not a curated record. Gene Ontology annotation, cellular component: COPII vesicle coat; endoplasmic reticulum exit site. Gene Ontology annotation, molecular function: SNARE binding; zinc ion binding. NCBI's taxonomy places the organism in Eukaryota, Metazoa, Chordata, Mammalia, Chiroptera, Hipposideridae.
UUUUUCAGGCCCGAUACAGUGUAUAAGUCUUGCUCAUUUUGUAUUUAAUAUAACAUUUCAUAGCAGGCAUUUGAUAUUAAAUAAAGAUGUACUUCAUCCUUCAGGGAUUGCAAAAUCUUUGACAUGACAUUUUAAUCAACAGUAUAACUCUGUAGUUUAAAGUUGGGCUUUAUCAUCAGCUCAGAGCAGGAAAAACCUACCUAGAAUGAAGGUAGCUAAGAUGAUUAUUGAGAUCAUCCAUUAACUAUAUUAUCUAAUCACUUCAGUUUCCACUUCCCCUUGGCCUCAAAAGUAAAAAAGUCUAAUAGCAAAAAAAAAAAAAGAAAAAAGUCUACUAGACUUACUAGAAAGGGAAUUUGAAUGUUUUACCUCACUGUAAACUCUUAGAAGAGGAACUAAAACUGCCAUUUAAAUGUGCUGUUCAAUGUAUUGUCAGUGAACUUUACCGUGACUAUGCUAAAAUCAGCGAGUUUCGAAACUAAAAUUACUUCUGAAUCUUCCAGUCAAAAAGCAAAGGUCUUCUCCAUGAUUUGAUUACACUUUUAACACAGGAACAUAAUUAACCACCCCUUUUAAAAAAUGCCUUUACAAUUUACACCUGUAAUAUGACGAAAUAUGACAUGAAAUACUGUGACGAACAUGAAUCGGUUCAGCUACCAGAGACCUAGUCUCAACAGAGGACGAUGACAUCUAUCGUCUCAGGUAAUCUUCACCUAAACCCCAGGAGAGUAACAGUCAGUCCCACCCCACGAAAGCCCAGGUUUCGCUCAGGUCCUGGCCCUGCCGGCGAGAUGACGUUCACGACCGCGGGGAUUUCCGUAGCUGUGACACACUCUACUUCCGGCCGGCGGUGAGAGUCAGUGACGUGGCAGGCCAGGCCGAUCACAGUCCUUAGGGCCGGGACACCCGGAGCUGUCAGGUGGCCUUUGGGCAGCACUGCGGGGAAAGCCUCAAGUACCUACUGCGGUUGCGAAUGCCAGCCCGGAGCCGGAAGUGCCACGUGUCCCGAUUGCGCCUGCGCGACCAGCGGCUGACAGGCACUUCCGGCGGGGGCCUCCCUUUUCUCGCCGCUUGGCUGCUGCCUUCCAGCCCAGCGUUCCCGUCCCUACCGGCCCUACUCGUAUCCUCAGCUCCCAGGCCAGGCCGUGGCCGCCGGUGGGCUGGGGAGAAUGCGGCGCCAGGCCUAGGGCUUGCUGCACCGCCCUCUCUCCUCCCCGCCUUCAGUCCUAAGUCGUUAGCCCUUUCCCUCCGCCUCCAGCAGUCGUCUGUCGGCUCUUCGCUUGGCGCUGUCGCAGACCCCUACUACCAGCCCGGAUAACCACCGUCGUCAUGUCCCAGCCGGGGAUACCGGCUUCCGGCGGUGCCCUAACGGGACUUCAGGCUCAAAACGGGGAGGCCUCGGCCUCGGGGUCUCCUUACAGCAACGGUCCUAUCCAAAAUGCACUGAUGUCUUCACAAAUAUCAGUGAGCCAAGGAUACAAUUCUCAGCUUCCAGGAUCCUACCCUCAUUUAAUACCAGCAAAGACUUUGAAUCCAGUCUCUGGACAGUCAGCCUAUGGUGGUUCUCAGACUGUUUCUCCAUUAAAUAAUUACCAGGGACCUGGGCAGACUCUUUAUAGACCACCUGUGGCUUCCAGUACAGUGAGACCUUCACUCCAUAGUGAUCCUGUUCCCCGAAUGCCACAACCUACUUCUCAGAACCCAGCUGCUGCACCAAUGCCUUCUGGUAGUUUUCUUCCUGGAACCAACGUACCACCACCUUUGAAUUGGCAGUGUAACUAUCCAUCCACCGGAUCACAGACAAACCAUUGUCCUCGUUCAUCAUGCGAACCAACUAUGUCUGGAAAUACAAAUAUGACAACAAGUCAUCAAUAUGUUUCUCCUGGAGAGCCUGCACUUCAAAACAACUUCAUAAAAUCAGGUUCUGCGCCCCCCUUAGUGAAUCCACUUCUGCCUACCACUUUUCAACCAGGAGCUCCUAUUGGGCCCCCUCCAACUGGAGGACCACCUCCCGUGAGGGCACUCACUCCUCAGAUAUCACCACAUAGAGCUGUGUCCCAGCCCCCAUUUAAUUCAGCUAGCAACCAAGAAGGUAUUACAUCGAAUACCAAUAAUGGGUCUAUGAUGGUUCACAAUAGUUAUGAUGAAAUUGAAGGCGGUGGCUUCUUGGCAACACCACAGCUUGCUAAUAACAACCUCACAGUGAGCCGAAGUGUUGGAUAUUCAUAUCCCUCCUUACCGCCUGGUUAUCAGAAUACCCCACCACCUAGUACAACAGGAAUGCCACCCUCUUCUUUGAAUUACCCAACUGGGCCACAGGCCUUUACUCAGACUCCCUUAGGUGCUAAUCAUUUAACUGCAAGCAUGAGUGGAUUAAGUCUACAUCCAGAGGGUCUAAGAGUUAUCAAUCUUCUUCAAGAAAGAAACGUGCUUCCACCAACACCUUUGCAGCCUCCAGUUCCAAAUUUGCAUGAAGAUAUCCAGAAACUCAACUGUAACCCAGAGUUAUUUCGAUGUACACUGACUAGCAUUCCUCAGACUCAGGCCUUACUGAAUAAAGCCAAACUUCCUUUGGGACUGCUGCUUCAUCCUUUCAAAGACCUAGUGCAAUUGCCUGUGGUUACCUCCAAUACAAUUGUGAGAUGCCGUUCCUGCAGGACAUACAUCAACCCUUUUGUCAGCUUUCUUGAUCAAAGGAGAUGGAAGUGUAAUUUAUGUUACCGAGUCAAUGAUGAGAAGUUUUCGUGUAGAAAACAUUUUUGUGACACUUACGUGACCCUUUUUUUCCUUCAGUUACGACCACCUCAACCUCCAGUGUACCUCUUUGUAUUUGAUGUGUCUCAUAAUGCAGUUGAAACUGGAUACUUGGACUCAGUUUGCCAGAGUUUGUUAGACAAUCUGGAUUUGCUUCCUGGCAACACUAGGACAAAAAUUGGCUUCAUAACAUUUGAUAGUACAAUCCACUUCUACAGUCUUCAAGAAGGUCUCUCUCAACCUCAGAUGCUAAUAGUUUCAGAUAUUGAAGAUGUUUUUAUACCUAUGCCAGAGAACUUAUUAGUAAAUUUAAAUGAAAGAAAAGAGCUUGUCCAAGAUUUACUGAAAACUUUGCCGCAAAUGUUCACCAAGACCCUGGAGACCCAGAGUGCCUUGGGUCCUGUACUUCAGGCUGCCUUUAAGCUGAUGUCCCCAACUGGUGGUCGAAUGUCCGUCUUUCAAACACAACUCCCAACUCUUGGAGUGGGAGCCCUGAAACCACGAGAGGAACCCAACCAAAGGUCAUCUGCUAAGGAAAUUCACUUGACACCAUCCACUGACUUCUACAAGAAAUUAGCCUUGGACUGUUCUGGUCAGCAGGUAGCUGUUGACUUAUUUCUUCUCAGUGGACAGUAUUCUGAUUUGGCCUCUUUGGGCUGUAUUUCUCGGUAUUCUGCGGGUAGUGUCUACUACUACCCCUCUUACCACCAUCAGCACAACCCAGUCCAAGUACAGAAGUUACGGAAGGAACUACAUAGAUACCUCACUCGGAAGAUUGGCUUUGAGGCAGUCAUGAGGAUUCGGUGCACCAAAGGUCUUUCCAUUCAUACUUUCCAUGGGAACUUCUUUGUUCGGUCGACAGAUUUACUGUCUUUGCCCAAUGUAAACCCAGAUGCGGGGUAUGCAGUACAGAUGUCAGUGGAGGAGAGUCUUACUGACACUCAGUUGGUUUCCUUUCAGUCAGCACUCUUGUAUACGUCCAGCAAGGUGUUAGCUGUUGACAGGUCUGUGACUGCCAGUCUGAGUGAUGCUCGGGACGCCUUAGUGAAUGCCGUCAUAGACUCCCUUUCAGCUUAUCGUUCUUCAGUCCUAAGUAACCACCAGCCUGGACUCAUGGUUCCUUUUUCUUUGAGGCUUUUCCCACUCUUUGUGUUGGCUCUUCUUAAACAGAAAUCAUUCCAGACUGGGACAAAUGCACGUCUAGAUGAACGUAUUUUUGCUAUGUGUCAAGUGAAAAACCAGCCCUUGGUUUACCUUAUGCUCACAACUCAUCCCAAUUUGUAUAGAGUUGACAAUCUCUCAGAUGAGGGAGCUCUCAAUAUCAAUGAUCGCACCAUACCUCAGCCACCUAUUCUUCAGCUUUCGGUGGAGAAGCUGAGCAGGGAUGGAGCUUUUCUCAUGGAUGCAGGCUCUGUACUGAUGCUUUGGGUUGGAAAAACUUGUGGACAGAAUUUUCUCAACCGAGUUCUAGGAGUUCAAAACUAUGCAUUAAUUCCACACACUAUGACAGACCUUCCGGAACUUGAUACACCAGAAUCUGCCAGAACAAUAGCUUUCAUCUCUUGGCUUAGAGAGCAGAGACCAUUUUUCCCAAUACUUUAUGUAAUAAGGGAUGAGAGUCCAAUGAAAGCAAACUUUCUUCAAAACAUGGUAGAAGACAGAACAGAAUCUGCAUUAUCAUAUUAUGAAUUCCUCUUGCAUGUACAACAGCAAGUCAAUAAAUGAACAAAUGAAGAUAUCUGACUUGGUUAUUUCUAAGGAAAGUCACGAUCAUACAGAACACCUGAGAAUGUAUAAUACCUUCCUUUUCUAUUAGGUUUGUGGACUGAUAUGUUGAUUAUAUGUUCCCACUGUGAUUUCAACAAACUAUAGCAAAUAAAGGACCAUAGCAGAGAAUCAAACAUGCAACUCUGAAAUACUGUAUUUUUCAAAUCAAAAUAUAUCUACAUAUGAUCGGAUACCUUUUUUCCUUUGCUGCCAAUUAUGUUUGAGCUGUUAUGGAUUGAAAUAAGAUGAGACAAUGUUGCAGAGGCAAAAUACAUUUUGUAAAAUAAAGACUUCUGUGUUCCAAAUGUAUAUUUCUCAUUUUUUUCUGAAUUUUUGGCUGCUACAUUUAAAACCUCACAAGACAAAUGUUACAGGGAAGUUAAAAAUCCAUUAAUGAUUUCUAAAAUAAAAAAAUUCUAGAAGUAAUAGUAUAUAGAAAAACUAGAAUCCAUCCCCCAUACCUGUUUUUUUUCCUUAUUUAAGGAAGAAAAAGAAUCAUCAUGUUAACUAAAACUAGAGUAAACUAACUCUAGUCUAGCUUGAGAAGAAUAUGAAAUAAUACACAAUCAAGCUUUAAAAUCUGUCAGUAUUCUCUAUACUUAAAGAACAAAGUCACCUUGAUUUGAAGUGUAAACUGUAAGUUGUUUUCUGAUUUGACUGCAAAGGACUUGGACACGCUAUUUUAUUCUGCAGUGAAAAGAAUCUGAGCUAUCUUCAUUAAAUACAUUGGGGCUAGCAAUGAUAAUAGGGAGAUGAGGAACUAGUUACCUUGAUCCUUUAAGUGGGUUUUGUUUGGUACAUUUCUGCUCUGCGAAAUGUAAUAAGUGUUAUAUUGGUGAAAUGAGGAUGAAUGAAAGAAAUUAAAGUUUUCUUAAAUGCUGUCUCAAAUGUAUCAGUAACAUUUUUCUAAGGACUUUAAAUUGAAAGCCACUCAUAAGAGGUUUAUUCUUGGAUAUUAAAACUUAUUAAAGCAUGAAUGCUGCUGUUUGAUUUGAUGGAUAUUAAGAUUACAUAAAUCGAGUAUAUUGAAGUUAUGAAAGAAACUUGAUUUCUGAACAUGCUCAAGAGACUGCUUUUUUGAUUCAGCCGGAGAAAUAUAGUCAAAACCAUUAAGUGAAUUUUGUUUACACAUAGAUAAAUUAUACAUCUGUAUAUUUAAAGUGCUGUGAUAGAAUAUCUUUAAGAGUUUGGCCCAGUUUUCACAGAUUCAUAUUGUCUUGUAUGAACUUCUUAAAGUAAAAGAUGUUCAUGUGUAAUACUUGAUGAAAAGAUUUUUGUUUGUUUUUAAUGGGUAGAAAAAUGUGUUUACAAUCUUGGUCUCAUGUGAUCACCAAUGAAAUAAUAACUUUCAGGUUUACAUCAAUAUGAGCUGACUUUAACUGAGUUGUUUUGGGAUAGGGAAGAAGUAGGUCCCACUAGAGUAUAUACUACUGUCUGUCAUCUGGAUCAGAAUAAUUGUGUUUUAUAAAGAUAUCAUCUCCCUUAAGCAGUGUUAAGGUUUAUUUUCAGUAUGCGAGUGGUAUAUUGAACUAGAAAUAUUCUUGAAAGCUGCUUCAUUUAUUAGGAAGCAAUUUUCAAAGUGUAGCACAUAAAAAUCAAUUUGUAUUUCCCCCCCUUUUAAAUAAAUUGAGUAAUUAUUAUGCACUGAUGUUUCUUAAAAUAAUUAAAAUUCUCUUCUUAAUGUGAAUUUUAAAUGUUGAUAUUUAUAGGUCCGUUCUUAAUAGCAGUAAAGAAUCUUCCAGAGGGAAAAGUGUGCUUCUAGGGACAAUAAUCUUCCUUGUGCCUCACUUCAUCCCUAAGUGGGUAUGACUCUUGUUAUUACUACAUGCUUUGUUAGUAUAUUUCACAAAUUUACUUUAAAAAAUUUACUUUAAAAAAUUAUUUUAGAUAUUGUGUAACAUGUGCAAUCCAGAAUAAUUUUAUAAUAGCCAGGUCAUAAAAAACAUAACUUUAGUUAGGAUUCACAGUAUUUGUUCUCUGGAUAAUGAGGGAAUGAAUGAACCUUUUGGAGAUAUUGAUAUUAAGCAAUUAUUUUUUGCAAUAUUGAGUGUGUUUUUUAGUUUGAUUUUUUUUUGCAAUAGGGCACUACCUGCUAUCUCAUCUUGUAUUACUUUUUUAUGUAAAGCAACUAAUAUUUACACUAUGCCAUAUUUUUUUUAUUGUAGUUGUAAAUUAUGAAAGAUCCUUGAAUUUUCUACAGAUCUACAACUACUAACGUAACAGAUAAGGGCAAUCUUGGUAUUUAAAUCUGAGCAUGGCAGUUCUACCAUAAAAAGUACUCUAUUUUUCUAAUUUCUAGGAUUUUUAAAAUAACAUUUCUGUAAGUCUGACAUAUUAAUAUUCACUCAAGCUGUACCAUUUAUUUUAGUUUGCAUAUAUUUCAGUGUUUUAAUUUAAUGUAUUGAGUUUAUGUUUUAAGUAGAAUAAAAGAUUUAUGUCUUCUAAUCAAAAUGUGUAACAGCUAUUAUCUAGGGGACCACCAAAUGUGAUUUCAAGAUUUUGUUAACUAUUAAAUAUAAUCCUUAUAUAGAAAUUUUAAUUUUGUAAAGUAGUGUAUAAUAUUGUAACAUGAAAUUCUUGUUUUCAAAUUCAAAUAUGUAUUGAUCUUCAAUGUGUUGUGUUAAAUCUUGCUUCUCUGAAAUGAUAGAGACAAGAUUUGUCUUCCUUUUUACAGUUUGUAGUUUUCACUGUUUUAUUCCUGUAAAAAAAAAAAAGUCAUUUGUAACCCAUGCAAAUAAUCAUUUGAAAUGUGCUAACUUAUCAAUUUGGUUAUUCAAUAAAAUUAAUUGAAAGAGCUUA